ACUGGUGUUUACAUUUUGUUUAGUGACUGAAAAUAAAUAAAGAAAUUAUAUUAACCAAAGCUUUAGUUAGCCUGUAACUAAGUUCUACUAAAAUGAAUCCUGUUGUAUUAGUUCUGUCUUAUGACAGCACUAUAUCUCCUUUGGGAAUAGUCGAAAACAUUUUAUCCGAAAUGGAGCAGCCAAAAGAAACAAACUCAACAGAGAGUUCCCUGGAUUGCUACAAAUGCGCCAUUAAAACCAAGUAUUAUAAAACCUCCAUACACUUAGUUCCAUUUACUGGCAAAUUGGAAAACGUUCCAGAGGAUAUCCUGCAGGCAACGGAGGCCUUAAUAAUAUACUUUAACCCAAAAGAUACCUCCUUUAUCGACACCAUUCCCAAUACAUUGUCCAAAAACGAGCAAAUCCAAUUGGGUUUUCUCUUGACAUCGAGUUCUACGGGGGGAGAGAGCGGCGGCAUAUCCUUUGGAGAGCUCAAGGAGCGUACCAAUUUCUUUUUCGACAUUAUAACGUUGAAGAAAGGCAGUAACUCUGAGAGCGAUUCAGAUGAGGGGGAAAAGGAGUACGAAGAAGUUGUGGAGGGUUUAAAAAAUGUCGUUUGGUCGAAUGUUACAAUGGGCUCCAAAGAGCAUAAAGAUGAUAUUAGCAAUGAUGAACUGGACAACCAGCUGAAGGACUUUGAGAAUUUACUGCUCACCGCUCAGAGUUUACGUAAUGAUACGAGCUUAACGCGAGAACAGUUCCUGGACAGAGCUGAGCAAUUUGCCGGCAUAGUUUCGGCCAUUUUAAACGACAAUGAUAGCGAUUAA
Messenger RNA from Drosophila kikkawai, 806 nucleotides. RefSeq lists its product as uncharacterized. Lineage: Eukaryota; Metazoa; Arthropoda; Insecta; Diptera; Drosophilidae. The record is from RefSeq and is a predicted model, not a curated record.